Molecule: messenger RNA, 2914 nt
Organism: Periconia digitata
Lineage: Eukaryota; Fungi; Ascomycota; Dothideomycetes; Pleosporales; Periconiaceae
Source: the annotation of a GenBank genome assembly
UCUAGUACGUGGCACAUUUGCCGUACUUUUUUUUCCUUGAUUCACAUCUUUCUUUCUCUUAAACCCUGAUCUGUGGUUUUCCAAACGUUGCUUCCUAUCAAACUCAAUCUGCUCAGUCAGGGGUUUCACCAUAGCGUCGAAGCAUUGGAGAUCGUAAUUGAUGGCAGUGCUAAAGUCGAAGAGAUGGCCGCCAAGGUAGUUCUCCUUUCGAACAUCCAUGUUGUAAAUGCCAAUGUCGUUGAGGUUUUGCAAUCUGUUCCUCAUAACAAUGAGUUUUGAUGGCUUAUAGAAGGACUUAUAUCUGAUAUAGUCCUUAACAAUUGCCCUCAGGGGCUGAUUGCCGUCUUCCUGCGCACGAUUCCAGUCAAGGACCCCGUACCGUUCUUCAAUUUGACGCUCCACAGACUUGCUAAGAAAGACAUAUCCAUGACAACGAACAGCAAGUUUGUGGUCCUCCCCCUUUUUCGUCAAACGUCCAAAUGCCCGACAUUCGGCGAAGAAAGGAUCCAAUUGAUGACGGACAACGUUGUCGCUUAUAGGAUGCUCAUCUGUUAAGAUUGGAGGCCGGAGCUCUUCGAGGCUGACGAAAUUGAACUACAGAUUCUUGAGCUUUGGGUGAUAUAGUCCACUCCAUUGACUUACCACUUUAAUAGCAUAAGUCUUCUCAUUGAUAAGUAUUUGAAAUACUCGGCUAUGGAGCCCUUCACUGGAGGUGUUAUUAUCUCCUGGAUUUAGAAGCUUAAUGAAUUGUGCAUCUUCUAAAUCUCCAUCGAAUGGGAAUAGCUUUGGCCCUCUGACUUUAGGAAUCAAUUUCGACAUCUCUUUUCUCUGACCAUCUCUUUUUUGUUGUAUCGAAAUUCACAACCUGGAUUGCCGGAGGAACUGGGCUUUGGUUCCCAUAAGACGAACACGAAAAGCCUAAUAUAGGCAAUGCGGGGAAGCUCGUUCAAUUAGGAACGAUUCGCUCGGUUUCGGCUAUCAUUCCUUCCUGGAUAAGAUCAUGCAGUGCCAUAAGUGCGGCACCAGCUGACCAGUCCCCCAAAUAAUGAACAAUUUUCAACCCAGGCAACUAUUAUCGUCUGAUAGGCCGAUAGCAAAGCGAUCUUCCUGUGCCCCUCUUUCAUGGGAGCACCUCUCAUGCAAGCCCAGUCAAAUGAGUCCAAUUGCGCCCGGUUAAAGUCGUGAUCAGAUAACUGACCCCGCUGUGGUUGGUCUUUCAACAGUGAGUGGUAGGAACGAUUGGUCUAUCCAAUGCUCCAUAGGUAGUAUCGCUAUGCUGAAUGCAACGCUGCAGCUCAAAGCCCUGCAUACUCGCCCCAUCUGCAUAGUUCUCCCCAACAUGCUGAGUGAGGGAAUUCGGGAUGAGGACAAGUAUAUUAAGAAAUGCGCACACUUCCGCUAAGACGGGUAACAUUUUUUUUCCUUUCGUGUGUAUUAAUUGGACAUCCGGCCUCCGAAAAAUCGGAUCAACAACAUGGCUCAAACAAUUCUGGAAUACCUGACGCAAGAAAACCCACCUACCGAUCGUACACUGUGCAAAAGGGGGACCAGCACUAAGAUACAUACGGUUUAUGGUCCGCAUGCAGUGCGACCUUGGACAGAUGUCACUUGGGAGAACUUGGAUGCAACAUUCGGUGAGGUUUUGCGGAAACAGAACGGCGACCCAAGGGUCAGGGAUAAAUACGACGUUAAUCGCAAGCAACGGCGCAUAUAUGAGGAAGAAUCGGUCAAUGUCUUGGUGCAAAGUUGGAACGUGAACGUGGUUCAGCAUGCAUUAGAUGGGACGAGGGAGACACUGGAGGCAAAUCAUUUCGAGGAACACCUUGCAAAAGGGACCCUUCAUUUCACGAAAAAUACAGGAAAUGGGCAUAUAAAGGAUGAGAAGGGUAACCUACAGAAGCCCGAUUGGUGCAUUUACCAAGAAGGGCAGGAACAUCACGACAAUGGCAGAUUCACCUAUCUUGUUCCAGGUGACAGCAAGCCAGCAAAAAAAUGGCAUUCAGACUGGAUCAACUGCGAUGAUAAGCUGCUUAAAAGAAAAGCCGACUUGGGUAUCCAGCAACUUACAAAAUACAUGCACCUCGCGCAGACCCGAUACGGAUUUAUUAUCACUGAAGAGGAACUGAUUCCUUUGAGGCUGUCAACAUUCGAUAGAGACUCAGAGACAAGGAAUGGAAGUAUGCAAGAUGUCCAUGCACAGCAAAUGUUUAGCUCAACACGCGUCAGCUUCGAGGAACCUGAAGGCGAUGAAUAUGAAGACGGUGACGAAGCCUAUGAUAGGUUCGAGCAGGGAAUUGGUCUACAGCAAUUUCAAGAAUUGGCGGAAUUCUUGACAGAAGCCAAUAAGAAGACUGGUUACCUACUAGAGUAUUGUCGAGUCCCCUGGGAAAACCAUGGCGAUGGUGUGCUUACGAUCAAUUUGGUUCUAUGGUGGCUUCCUCUGCUGGCGAUUCAGAACUCAUCGAUCGAAGAGACCCGCACUUAUUCGUCGUUGGGCCCGUCUAUGCGGCAAAAGAAUCAAGGUUUUACUGGGUUGCAAGCAGUAAAAAAGAUUGACAAUAAGGGCCUCAAGAUGCAGACAUCAUCGCACCGCAAACGCCAGGCACAAAGUUACGAGCAGCCCGUUGCCAGGUCAAGGCCUCGACGGGCCUCAGCAAACUAUGGCAGUGGAAAACAGCCUCCAACAUCACAAUCCAUGUCAAUUCCCUCUCGAAGAUCCAGCCGAGUUGGUCGGGACUGUGCAGUUCCUAAAGCGGCAUCAGACCUUUCAUUUCCAUCUGGCAACAUGUUUAAUCGUCCUCCUAGACACCGGAGGAAUAAGGUCAAAGGGGCAUUGGCAAGCUCUUUUACUUCCGUGGCAAGUAGCUCGCAAGCUCCCGAAUCAUUUGCGGUGUCUUUCGAAGGCAGCCUAUGA